Molecule: messenger RNA, 1137 nt
Organism: Chenopodium quinoa (quinoa)
Lineage: Eukaryota; Viridiplantae; Streptophyta; Magnoliopsida; Caryophyllales; Amaranthaceae
Exons: 2
Coding region: 1-1137 (378 amino acids)
Source: RefSeq, a predicted model, not a curated record
AUGGAAGAUCUCCCUCCCGACAAACGACCUUUAGGCAGUCAGUGGGUGUAUAAAAUCAAAUAUAACUCCGAUGGAAGUAUUGAACGACUAAAAUCCAGAUUAGUCGUCUUUGGAAAUCAUCAAAAGGAGGGUAUUGAUUAUACCGAAACAUUUGCUCCAGUUGCUAAAAUGGUCAUAGUUAGAGCUUUUCUUGCUAUGUCCACAAUUCCUUUCUUCAUGGUGAUCUUGCGGAGGAAGGUGUCGUGCAAAUUAAUGUCCUUGUAUAUGUGGAUGAUCUCCGUUGCGUUAAGGGCUUUCAAAGCAUAUCUUAUUGAUUGUUUUCAUAUGAAAGAUCUUGGUACUCUGAAAUAUUUUUUGGGAAUUGAAGUGGCUCGUAGCUCUUCAGGCUUGUUCCUAUGCCAGAUAAAAUAUACUCUUGAAAUCAUUACAAAAGCAGGACUAUUGGGAUCAAAGCCAGCCGGCUUUCCCAUGGAGCAGAAUCACAGGCUUGGCUUAGCAAGCGGUCCUCUUCUUGAUGAUCCGGAACCAUAUCUCAGACUUGUUGGUAGGUUGAUUUAUCUUGCUGUCACUCGGCCCGAUUUAGCAUAUUCCGUUCAUAUUUUGUCUCAGUUCAUGCAUGCUCCAAGAACUGAACAUUGGGAGGCAGCUCUGCGAGUUGUAAGAUAUUUGAAAGGAACUCCGGGUCAAGGAAUUUUUCUACGCUCAGACAGUGAAUUAACCUUGCAGGGUUGGUGCGAUUCAGAUUGGGCUGCGUGUCCCUUGACACGUAGAUCUUUGACAGGGUGGAUAAUAUUUCUUGGUAAGUCACCUAUUUCUUGGAAAAUUAAAAAGCAGAAGACGGUCUCUACAAGUUCUUCGGAAGCCGAAUAUCGUUGUAUGUGCGCUACCACAAUGGAGUUGAUGUGGUUGAAACGGCUACUGUUGAGCUUAGGAGUACAACAUCCUAAGGCUAUCAAGCUAUUUUGUGAUAGUCAAUCUGCUUUGCACAUUGCAAAGAAUUCGGUUUUCCAUGAGCGGACGAAGCAUAUUGAAGUUGAUUGUCACUUCGUCCGAGAUGCUAUUUCAAAAGGUUUUAUUGAUCCAUCCUAUGUUUCUACACGUGAACAAGGCCCACAUCUUUACAAAAGCUCUCGGUAA